Molecule: messenger RNA, 690 nt
Organism: Symbiodinium natans
Lineage: Eukaryota; Dinophyceae; Suessiales; Symbiodiniaceae
Source: the annotation of a GenBank genome assembly
AUGGCAUUCGACCCAGUGAGCCCUUCGCUGCGCGAACGGCUCCUGACAGCCAUCGGAGCUUCACUGCACUCGACCUUCGAGCCCUUGCAAGGCUUCCACGGUGGCAGGAACGAAGGCAUCUGGUUCGUGAAGGGAGGAGGUGAGACGUUGGUGGUGAAGCUGGUAAAAUUUGAUCCGUCUACCCCUUCACAACUGGUAGAGGAGCAAAUGUUCCGCAAGCUCUUUCAGGAACUCGGACCAAGCAUCACAGAAGAUCCGAACGUGGCGUUCCCUGUCAAAGUGUUCCGACUAUUGGGGCCAAACAAUGUUCGUGAGCAUGAUCUGAUUGUGAUGAAAAAGGCUCCCGGAAAAUCGUUGAGCUACGUCAUCCCGGAGAAGUGGAGGACGGGCUGCAAAGCCGAUCUCAUGCACAUCUUCAGGAAUGUUGGCAAGUGCAUGGCGAAUUUUCACAGGCGGUACGGUGGCCGGCAGCACAAUGAUGCCGGAGUCCAAAACAUAUUGUGGGAUGAGGAAACAGAGCAUGUGACAUUCAUCGACCUUGGUUGCGUGGGCAACAAGACCGACAAGACGGACGUGGAACUCUUCAGCCAGGUCCCUGCCUGCAAAUGUAACGAGUUCAGAGUCUCGGAAUUUCUUGGCAUUUAUGAAAACGCCCACCCACCCAGAGAAUCCCAAACCAUUACAAAGUAG